AAAAGGUCCAGCAAAGCACUCUUGAAUGAUGAAACAAAGGGUAUCAGGUUCAACAAGAUGGUGGAUAUUUAUGAAACGUAUUCCAAGGUGGACUAUGAUCGUAGUUCAGAUUCAGAAGCAGUCUGUACACGAUUGACAGCCAUGAUAGCCACUCAGAUCAAACAAGAAUUGAAUGAAUAUAAAUUACAUGAAAUGGUUGUUCAUAAUUCA
Messenger RNA from Gilbertella persicaria, 210 nucleotides. RefSeq lists its product as uncharacterized. The record is from RefSeq and is a predicted model, not a curated record. The transcript has a single exon. The annotation marks the transcript as partial. Gene Ontology annotation, molecular function: actin binding. Lineage: Eukaryota; Fungi; Mucoromycota; Mucoromycetes; Mucorales; Choanephoraceae. Gene Ontology annotation, biological process: actin cytoskeleton organization.